Molecule: messenger RNA, 1652 nt
Organism: Dichomitus squalens LYAD-421 SS1
Lineage: Eukaryota; Fungi; Basidiomycota; Agaricomycetes; Polyporales; Polyporaceae
Exons: 6
Coding region: 184-1380 (398 amino acids)
Source: RefSeq, a predicted model, not a curated record
ACCCUCCUUUGUUUCUGUUUCCUUCUUCUCUCCCAAGGUCACUUGCUUGACGCAUUGUCGGACAGGAUUCCGGACACGGAGCUGGUACUUAAUCUCAUCGUGUUGGCCAACUAAUCCGAUUGCACGCUACCGUCGACCGGUCCCAGUCCUCUCUAACGCUCUGCGCUUUUGCUCGUGCACGCCAUGGUCAACUUCUCUCUUUCUUCUUGCCGGUACUCUUCUUUUGCCCUUUUCACUCUUUGCAAUGCUGUCCUUUGUGUUAUCGCGGUAUGGAAUCUGACAUUAGCCCAAGAAAUUGGGUGGACUCCAUUCGUUGAUGCAUACCUCAUUGCGAUCGGCGCAGCUGGCAUCCUAUGGAUGUUCCCAGUGAUGUUCCUCGACCAACUACGCAAAAACGCCCUUGUCAGUCGGGUAUGGUUUGAGUGUGCUUGGGUCGGUCUGUUCUGGAUAUUGAAUCUCGCUGGUGCUGCCGCUGUCACCGCUAUGCUUCCCAACAUGAUGUGCAGCUUUGCAGCAAAUCUUCUUCUUCCCGGCGCAUGCGCAACAACAGAUGUGCUUCUCGCGUUCUCGUGGAUAGGGAUGGCCAAUCUACUUGUCUAUCUCUGCGUCUUGAUGGUGUCUGCCAUCAUCCACAUGAAGGACGACUCCACGAUCUGGAGCGCCCACACGAGAACAUAUCCUUGGUUCAGGCUGCGCGAGCAACUCAACAGCGCUCGACCUUCCCCCGUGCGCACAACAUGGUCGAAAGCCCCUCUCCCCUCUGCCGCCCCCUCAAUACGCCUCCCUUCUGAUUUCUCAGACCGGAUGGUUGCGAGCGGCACGCUCAAGAGCUCGGCUAUGCGGAGCUCCACGAUGAAGAGCUCUGUGGUCAGGAGCUCGACUUUCGAUCACGAAAAGCUCUCUGCCGUACCCUCCGCACUCCGGAAUACCAAGACGCCGCUCACUGCCAACAAGUCGGCCAAGAUUCUUCAGAGCGCAUGGAUCUCCGCAACAGUGACGCCCGCCUCACCUCCUUCAGACGAGUACUCGUCGUACUCGUCAGGUUCAGGCGGUUCGGGCUCCGAUCGUUCUGACCUCACGUCAACGCCGACGGGUCUCCCCCCGUCGGCGAUGUACGUACCAUUUUCAUCGACGAUCAAGCCCUCACCAGGCCCCCCACGCUCGAGCUCGUUAGCGACAACGUUCGGCCAGCCCCCGGUGAGCGCGCUCCUCACGCCCUCCCGGAAAGGCAGCCUGCGUUCGGCCGCCGCGAUGCCGUCACCGAAACCUCCAGUGUCCGCAAAGCCCUACCAAGCAAGCGGUCCGCGCAAGUCGAAGCGCAAGUCGAAUCGGCCUCCGCCGCUGGAUAUGACGCGUCUGCAUUCCACGUACGGCCGGUGAGGGACACGCCAGGUGUCCGCGAGCGGCCCUGGCGCUCUAAGCAGAAGACGUUGCAUGCGUCAUCUUGCUUGGGGUAGACAGCGUCGCCGCGCGAUGGUUCUGUCGUCUGUACAAGCUGCGGUUCUUGUUGUAUCAGUACUAGUAGUGUUGCCAUGCUGUGUACGAGUUGUUGUGCUAUCUUUUUGCUUUGCCAAUACCACUUUAUCGCAAAGAUCUGCUACCACUCACGGCGGUAUGCUGGAAUUGGGGCCUUUGCAACUCGUCUGAUGUCA